Helicoverpa zea (corn earworm) is the source of this 3694-nucleotide messenger RNA. Its product is annotated as potassium channel subfamily K member 1-like. Gene Ontology annotation, molecular function: potassium ion leak channel activity. The record is from RefSeq and is a predicted model, not a curated record. NCBI's taxonomy places the organism in Eukaryota, Metazoa, Arthropoda, Insecta, Lepidoptera, Noctuidae. The coding region runs from base 522 to 1727 and encodes 401 amino acids. Gene Ontology annotation, cellular component: membrane. Gene Ontology annotation, biological process: potassium ion transmembrane transport; stabilization of membrane potential. The transcript has 5 exons.
ACUUCACAAAUAAGAAGCGACAACGCACCCAAUAGAAGCGUUUGCUUUUAAUUUAUCGUGGAGUCGACUCAUGCGCUCAGUCAACCCACGAUCUUUGUCGCGACCACUACGCACAACGUCUACGCCACACGUUCCUAAGGCUUCCGCCAUAUUUAAACCCAACAAGUCCUUCUAAAAUGCAUCAAAAUGGUGAUAUUCAAACUUGAAAAUUGUCGCCGGGAUACUAAAGUGACGGAAAUAUUCGCGCUUUUCGUUGAACCUAAUCAUCCGAAGAGGUUUUUCAAGUACAGUUGACCAAUAACUCGUAAGUUCCGGGAUUUUCGGUUUGCGUUCUGGAACCCCGUGGACUACCGACAAGCCGGCUAGGUUAAGUGGGCCGCGAUAGUGUUUUGUUUUUUAUUGGUUAUUCAAAUCUCGAAUUUUGGAAUGUGCUUUUAAAAAUGACUAUGGAUUUUUGAUUUAAACAAAAAAGUUUUUAUUGGUUUCGCGCGUUAAAAUUGUUUGACAUUAACUUUUUAAAAAUGGAGAAGCAGGCUGGUAACAAGUAUAAGCGGAUCCACUCCUACGGGAGCAUGAGUUCGAGGAGUGAUGACGACAUGAUCGUGCACAGUCAGCUGUUUCCUUACCACAAGAAAAUGGUGGUUGAGAGAGAAAUUUUGUAUGAGGAGGAACAUCCCCCUUUCCAGCCUUUGAUAGCAACGAGCAGGUUGUUUGGGAAAGCGAGGUUCACUUUUCUGCUGUUGUUCUACGUGGUCUUCUACAUGGUCUACUUGGCGUCAGGGGCUCUGGUCUUCUCAGCUUUGGAAGCGCCGAUGGAGAAUCAGAUACGACUCGAAGUUAUAAGGGCUAAGCAAGACUUCAUGGCGCGCUAUCCAGAUAUUUUGGACGAUGAUCUGGAACUCCUUUUGGAUGAAGUGGUCAGGGCGUCGAACCGCGGCGUGUCAGCGUCUAGGAAUGUCACUGGAGGACCCAACUGGAGCUUCGGACAGUCACUGUUCUUCUCAUCCACUGUUGUCACCACCAUCGGAUACGGCCACGUAACCCCGCUCUCGAAGCCAGGCAAACUGUUCUGCAUGAUGUACGCUCUCCUUGGGAUCCCACUGACGCUGGUGCUGCUCUCAGCUCUGGUGGAACGCCUGUUGCUGCCAGCUACUGCACUGCUUCGCUCUCUAAACGCAGCCCUGGGCCAUCUGUACCGCCCCUUCACUAUACGAUUGGUGCAUCUUAUGAUGAUAGUGACAACCCUAGUGCUGUUCUUCCUAGUGGUGCCAGCUUGCGUGUUCGCGUACUUGGAGCCCGACUGGGACUUCCUCGACUCUUUCUACUACUGCUUCAUUUCCCUCACCACCAUCGGACUGGGUGACUACAUCCCCGGAGACUCCCCCGGACAACCCUACCGACCGCUCUACAAAGUUGCUACCACUUUCUACCUCCUCAUCGGCUUGACAUUCCUGAUGUUGACAUUGACCGUCUUCUACGACAUUCCUCAACUGAACUUGAGCACGGUAUUCUCAUCGGUGAAGCUUGACGACGACCCAGAGAAGAUGCGACUUAGCGGCUCAGGGGUCAUGGGACCUGGCUAUGGUAUUGGUGGACUAGUCAUGCGGGAUGAUUAUAAUCAUCACGACCAGCGCCGCUCUGUGGUACACAUCAGGCCGCAUUUGGACGAUAGCCCGAGUCCCGAGGACACUACGCCCGUGCAUGCUCGCGACAUUCGUGUACACUAAACCGCUUUCUCUGACCUCGGUCGUGAUUCCGUUGGCUAGUUGGUGCUGUUGGAUGGAGCAAUGUGGAACGAAAAUGGAUGUUUGUUUGUCUCUCUCGGUCUUUCGAUUUGGAGUCCCAUGCGCUCCAAAAUUAUUGUGAAGCUCUCAAAAAUAUAAGUAUUUAAUUGAAAAUUGAAUGUUUGAAGCGCAUGGGACGUUAGAAAGUUAAAAAAGUUCCAAAAUUGAUAUCUUUCUGAUUCAGAAAGAGUUCAUGUUCUACAUUGUGAAAUGAUCCGAAAAAUAGCAGCCAACGUUACAAAUCGACGUUUGCUCAUGUAAAAAUUUCCUUGAAAAUGGAAUGAAAAUAAAAAAAAAAGAUGAACAGGCGCGGUAAAAUUAUAAAUUAGUUAACAUUACUGUAAUAUUUAGUUUAUAAGUUAAUUCCCUAAUGUUUAGUAUUAAGUUAAUGUCAAAUAUUCCGAUGUGUGUAUCUAUUAUUUUCUUUUUCGAUCCCUUUGUCGACUACCGUCCUAAAUAUGUGUGAAAUGUGUAUUCUAAGUUGGAGUCUUUAAAAGAGAAUGUUUCAUAAAGUCUGCUGGUAAAAGCUGCGAUAAUAAGACUGAGAGGUUUUUCAAAUUUUCAAACUUUUCUAAUUCAUUUUUAAGAGGUUUGUACUUGCCGAAUUGCGUACCUUGCGAACUAUAACAUAACAAUGACGAAAACAAUGUAGUAUCUAAACAGACUGACUAACAACAUGUCCUUCUAUAUGUAUACGUUUUACAUUCCUAAAUUGUAAGGACUUUUCUAAAGUUAUAUCCAUGAUAUCCAUUUCCAAAUCAAAUCGAGGGCAUAUCAGUAACGGUCACAAUUCAAACAACUAAUACUUGCCAUAUCAAAAAAAAUCUAGACUUUAUAUAACGUAAACAUUCUUUACUUUGAGUUUUACAAAGAAAGAUGGAAAAAAUCGUGAAUUAUCUCUAUUACCUAUCAAGUCUUUAAAAAAGAAUUAUAACGCAAAUAUGUCUCUACAUAGGCUAUACAUAUUAUGCUACAAAAAUCAUAAAAAUAUGCAUAGAUAUAUUAUAAAAAAAAUUACGUAUCAAUUAUGUGUGAUAGAUGACCAAUAACGUAGAUUCAUUGGAUUUUUAAAAAUAUUUAUAUAUCUAUAGAUAUAAAAAAAAAUCCAAUCUAUUAUAUUAACUUUCAACAUAAAAUGUUUUCAUAAAGAUAAAUUAUAUUAUUAGGGUGGUAGUGCAUAAAUUAAAAUUAUAAUAAUCAAAAUUUAAAAAUCGUUUAUAGUUGUGUAUAUAGUUUAGUAAAUACUGUUGCAAAGAAAAAAGUUUACAUAGAUUUUGGUAGUCCACACUUUUUUACUUUUUUAAACUUCACAUAGAACUGUGUGGCUGUGACUUUUUAAAACUUAAAUAAUUGGAUUAUUUUGCUGUUUAUCAAACCUUACUUUUCAAUAUUAUUUUAAUUUUAUCAUUCUGAAUCGAAAUGCAAUCAAUGACAAUAUAAUCAAACUUAUGAUAUGAAAGUAUAUAAAUAUAUUUCUCACCCACAUUUAUCUAGUUAUAAAAUUGUACUAAAAUUAUUUUGCUACUGAAUAGGAUAUUUUUUCAGAUCUACGUUUAUUUCUCCCUUGUACGAAAUAAUAAAUUCUCUUAUUGUUUAAAAGUUUAUUUACAGGGAGCAUCGAGCACUACAUCACUUAGAGAAUAUAAAUUAUUAUAUUAUAAAAAAAACCAUGAAACAGAAUGUAUUGAAUGUUAGAAAUAAUAAAUAAAAUAUACUUACUACUAAGUGUAAAACUAAGCAUGUAAACGUAUUCUAUGUUCGUACAUCUCCAUAACCAUUGUAUCAGUUUUCAUAGAAAAUAGAUCGUAGUGCGUAGAAAAUAAAACACAAAAUGCCUUGAAUAGAUAACCGCAUUAUAGAACAAAACUGUAUCAAGAGUAAUUCGUAAAUAAAUCAGCUUGAAAAAGUAA